CGUCACUCGCCGUCCUCCCCCCCAAACGACAUCUUCGCCAGGACCUCCAGCCAUGGCCUCUCCCUCUCCGAUCCUGCGGCAGCUGGGCUGCUUCCGGUCACUCCUGAAGCCCCAGCCCCAGUCCCUGCUGCAGACGGGUCUCAACCGCCGCGCCCUCAGCACCGUCUAUUCCGCGAAGCCCACGCCGAAGCCUAUUCCCGAGAACCUGCCAGAGCAGUUCAUUCGCCAAUUACCGUUGCACCUGCGCCCGAAGGACCCCAAGGCGCGCCGGCCCAUCCCUCCCCCGCCUCCCUCGGCGUUCAACAAGUGCAAAGACCCCGUCGGCGCGGUGGCCGACGCCCAACUAGCGGUGCUGGAUCCCACCGGCGAGCGUCGCGCGCUGUUCGACUACCGUCGGAGUCAGCGCAGUGUCAAGCCCGGCGACAUCGUGCGGGUGACGUUUAAGAACGGCGACCCGUUCAACGGAGUCUGUCUGAGCAUUCGUCUGCGCGGUCUGGAUACCUCGUUCCUACUGCGCAACCAGCUGACGAAAGUCGGCGUCGAGAUGGCGGUGAAGGUGUACAGUCCGAAUGUGGAGAGCGUGGAGAUUGUCCAGAGAGCCGCGUCGCGGAAGAGGAGAGCUCGGUUGUUCUACAUGAGAAACCCCAAGCACGACAUGGGAACCGUCGAGAACAUCGUCACGAACUACAUCCGGCAGAAGAGAAUGCUUUCCGGGAAGAAGCGCGCCCCGGUCAAGGCGAAGAAAUAGACUCCUGCGGGCAUCGACUUGGGUUUGGCGAAUGUAUUAUUACUAGCACGUGUAUAUUGAAUUUAUUGGGGUUAAUGUCUUCCAUUGACGCAACGUUUGGGGAUGUUAUCAGAUGCUGUCCGAACAGUAUCAGGACUCUUAAAUCGUCUAUAAUUCAC
This is a messenger RNA of Aspergillus heteromorphus CBS 117.55, 906 nucleotides long. RefSeq names its product mitochondrial 54S ribosomal protein bL19m. The transcript has 3 exons. Gene Ontology annotation, molecular function: structural constituent of ribosome. The record is from RefSeq and is a predicted model, not a curated record. NCBI's taxonomy places the organism in Eukaryota, Fungi, Ascomycota, Eurotiomycetes, Eurotiales, Aspergillaceae. The coding region runs from base 53 to 748 and encodes 231 amino acids. Gene Ontology annotation, biological process: translation. Gene Ontology annotation, cellular component: ribosome; mitochondrial large ribosomal subunit.